Molecule: messenger RNA, 1054 nt
Organism: Corticium candelabrum
Lineage: Eukaryota; Metazoa; Porifera; Homoscleromorpha; Homosclerophorida; Plakinidae
Exons: 9
Coding region: 1-1026 (341 amino acids)
Biological process (GO): protein deubiquitination
Molecular function (GO): cysteine-type deubiquitinase activity
Source: RefSeq, a predicted model, not a curated record
AUGCAAUCAUCUUCAGACAAUAAAGCAACAUGUGACAAUAAACAGCUACUUUCUGAAAGACUACAAGUGUCUGGCCUCAAACUAAGAGGGACAACACCUCCUGACGGGAACUGUCUCUUUCAUGCUGUAUCAGACCAGCUUCAAAGAGUAGGAGCCAAACAAAAGUACAACUACAGGGAACUACGAGCUCUCACAGUGAAGCACCUUACAAAUUGUCCAUUUACUGAUUCAAAUGGUCAACCACUGGACAUGAGCCACUUUGUCACUGGUGGGGACUGGUGUCAAUAUUUGGCCACUCUAAAAAAGGAUGGAUCAUGGGGAGACCACAUUACAGUACUAGCACUGGCAACAGUGUUGUCUUACGACAUAAGAAUAGUCAGUAGUGCAUCUGGCACUGCUGAUUGCUUUGAUGUUGUCAUCGAACCAAACAAUCAUGCAGCUGUCCAUGAUAUGCCAUUGCUUCUUGCCCAUUAUGCAGAAAAUCAUUAUGAGAGCCUGGACAUCAUAGAAAAAGGUAACACAGAUGUUGACAACAGGCAUUCAGUAUCAAUAUCUACAGAUACAAUGGGUAGCCUAGUGAACAUACCUGCCAUUCAAACAUUUGAAGUUCUAGAAAAUAGCAAUAUUGAAAGUCCUCCAAGUGACCAGAAACAUGAUUUAUUUUUUCACUUAACCAGACAGGACAAGCUGGACAUUGAGCACAUGAUGAGCACCACAUUCCAAAGAAUUGAUGAUGACACACCAUUCAUGUAUUCAGUCACCGGAGAAGUAAAGUUUCGUGACCUUUUAAGACUUCAACCAAACCGUUGGUUAAAUGACACUCUCAUUAAUGCUCUCUCAAAUUUAUGGGAGACUGAUGCACAGCAAAAGGGCAAAUUUGUCAAAGCAUUGAGCACUUACUUCUUUGUCAAGAUUGCUAACCAGGGUCCCCAAUCAGUCACAAGAUGGACUAAAAGACACUUUAUUCUGAAAUGCCCACCACAAAGGUAUAGCCAAUACUGCAUAUGCAGACUUUGGAGGCAAUAGAUCAUCUACAAGCUGUAUGUGAUCACAA